Geosmithia morbida is the source of this 723-nucleotide messenger RNA. Its product is annotated as dolichol-phosphate mannosyltransferase. The coding region runs from base 1 to 723 and encodes 240 amino acids. Gene Ontology annotation, cellular component: endoplasmic reticulum membrane. Gene Ontology annotation, molecular function: dolichyl-phosphate beta-D-mannosyltransferase activity. The record is from RefSeq and is a predicted model, not a curated record. Gene Ontology annotation, biological process: GPI anchor biosynthetic process; protein O-linked glycosylation via mannose. The transcript has 2 exons. NCBI's taxonomy places the organism in Eukaryota, Fungi, Ascomycota, Sordariomycetes, Hypocreales, Bionectriaceae.
AUGGCUGAGACCAAGGACAAGUACUCGGUGAUCCUGCCCACGUACAAUGAGCGCAAGAACCUGCCUAUAAUGGCGUGGCUCCUGCACCGCACCUUUACGGAAGCCAACCUAGACUGGGAACUCAUCAUUGUCGACGACGGAUCGCCCGACGGCACGCAAGAGGUUGCCAAGCAGCUCAUCAACGCCUACAGCCCCAACAUCGUUCUGAAGCCUCGGGCGGGCAAGCUGGGGCUGGGUACGGCGUACGUUCAUGGCCUGCAGUUCACCACGGGCAACUUUGUCAUCAUCAUGGACGCCGACUUCAGCCACCACCCCAAAUUCAUCCCGCGCAUGGUGGCCAAGCAGCGCGAGGCUGACUACGACAUCGUCACGGGAACGCGGUACGCCGGCGACGGCGGUGUCUUCGGCUGGGACCUAAAGCGCAAGUUCGUCUCCAGGGGCGCCAACCUGUUCGCCGACACGGUGCUACGCCCUGGAGUCAGUGACGUCACCGGCAGCUUCCGCCUCUACAAGAAGCCAGUCCUCGAAAAGGUCAUACUGAGCACGACGUCCAAGGGGUACUCCUUCCAGAUGGAGAUGAUUGUGCGUGCAAAGGCCAUGGGUUGCUCCGUCGCCGAGGUCCCCAUCUCCUUUGUCGACAGGCUGUACGGCGAGAGCAAGCUCGGCGGCGAUGAGAUUGUCGCUUACGCGAAUGGGGUGUUUAACCUGUGGCUCAAGGUAUGA